AUGUCAGCCCCAGUCCCCAUAGAAGAAGUCAUGGAAAACCUCAAAAGAAUCCCAAUGUCGCAAGAACGAUUCAACAGUCUCAAAGAAAAGAUCAUCCAAAGCAGAGCGCUCACUGCAUCAGAUGAAUCAGUCAUCAAUCUCCAAAACAUGACUAUGAAGUGUGUUCAAGAUAUCAAAGAUCGUCUCGCAUACAUCACAGAGAGACGCAAUCAAAGGAUCAAAGAAGACAAGCAGAAGAGUCUGGACUUUGCAGCUGCAUUGGCAGAAAGAGAUGCAGUCAAGGAAAGCGAAAAAUGGACCAAGAAGGGUCAAAAGGCCCAUAGGACGAGGAUUGAAGUAUGGAGGGAUGAGGUUAAGCAGCACUCUGCGCUCGAGAAGAAGACCGCAUCUGGUACUGUACCGAAACAACAACCAUUACGUCAACCUUCCGCAAAGAGACCUCAUGACAAUGCAAGCUUGAGCUUUGAGCCAAUUACCGACGCAUCAACACCAGCCAACAAACGUAUCAAGACAGCUACCCCAAACGAUUCUUCUUCUGCAGUCGCUCCACCCACCAGCAGCAGAAAGUCCAUCCCCUGGCUCAGUACUCGUGCCUCCAUGGCCGAUGAGAACAUCUUUGCAGAUGACCAUCGCCCUGUUUCGAAUCAAGUGACUCGGUUCAACAACAAAGAAAGCGCCCGUGACGACCAUGAUGAAUAUGAUCAUUGCGACGACUACGAGGAUGAAAUUGCAGACGAAGAACUCGACGAAGCCGAAGACUCUGACUAUUCUGACGACUCCUACCUGACAGAUUUGGAGCAGAUGUUGACCACAGAAUUGGCAAUGGUGACUGUAUUGACGCUUGCGCUGCCUGGAAUGAUCGAACGAUCUGAUGCGUUCCGGCAAGGUCUUGAGGAGGGUGGAUUUCUCUAA
Messenger RNA from Aureobasidium melanogenum CBS 110374, 912 nucleotides. RefSeq lists its product as uncharacterized. The record is from RefSeq and is a predicted model, not a curated record. The transcript has a single exon. The coding region runs from base 1 to 912 and encodes 303 amino acids. NCBI's taxonomy places the organism in Eukaryota, Fungi, Ascomycota, Dothideomycetes, Dothideales, Saccotheciaceae.